Hippoglossus stenolepis (Pacific halibut) is the source of this 5308-nucleotide messenger RNA. RefSeq names its product chromosome 23 C4orf54 homolog (gene c23h4orf54). The transcript has 2 exons. Lineage: Eukaryota; Metazoa; Chordata; Actinopteri; Pleuronectiformes; Pleuronectidae. The coding region runs from base 214 to 4833 and encodes 1539 amino acids. The record is from RefSeq and is a predicted model, not a curated record.
GGGCUUUGGCCUUCAUGUCACGGUGAGCUGGAAUUUCUGGAGCGCUUCCGUGUCGUCAUCAGAGUGACUGUCUAACCAGGCAAGGAGCUUUGCGCGCAGCACCACCACUGUCUGGAGGACGGGGGGGACCCUGGGUGGUGUGUGGGGGGGUCCAUCUCUGUCGCCUCUUGUCUGUCGGACACCAAAUGUAAGCUAAAACCUGCCACUCCAGCCAUGGAGACGGAGCAAAGCUGCGUGGAGACUUCGGCGACUCUCCGGGCGAUGAAAGAUCUGCUCCAAAAACCGGCGCACGGAGGCGAGGAUGCCCCGGUGAAGCAAGACGAAAGCAAUUACGUCGAUUUUGAGUCCGUGGACAUGAAGACAAGAGGGGCAAAAGCUGGGAAAGACUGUUGCUUUGAUUUGAGAAACCAAAUGUCUGUCCUAAUUGACAAGAGGAGCGCGGGAGCUCCGUGCGCAACGGGACCAACCCAUGAGCUGGCGAAUAAAGCAGAGAUUGAUUCCGAGAGGAAAGGGAGUUCCGGGGUUGAGAAACGUGCAGGAGCUGGCGAGGAGUGUCUCCCUGAUUCAUCAUCGUCAUCAGUUCCUCCUUGUCUUAACGCAAAGUCAGAGGGUCGUCUCGAAUCAGGAGACCGAAGCGAGCGCGCCAUUACGCAGCCGGAUGUGUCCAAACACGAGGACUUGAAGACAGAAAGAGAUGGUGAAUUACACUGUGAUGACAAUUAUCUGAGUGGGAGAAGUGAGUCGGAUGAUGAUGAUGAUGAUGAUGAAGAGGAGGAGGAUGUUAGUUUGGUGCUUUCUGAUGGCUGCGUCCCGUGCGUAACCGAGGACGAGUCUCAUUACAUUACCACACACGAGAUCCAGCUCUCUGAGCUGUCUGACCACGAGGGGGACUCCUCCACCAGCUGGGACAUUGAGGAUGACAUCCAGGUGUACACCUUUGUCGAUUAUGCUUCUCUCGACGGAUACAGGGCGACGGGGCAGAGGGGGGCCGGCGGCCAGCCUCGCUCUCAGGGCGCAGCAGCAACAGUCAGCACUCUGCUUGAAAGUGAUCCGUGCGACGCGGCCAAGAUCACCAGCUCAGAUGAGAGUGUGUCAAAGCCCCAGCAGCAGCAGCAGCAGCAGCAGCAGCAGUGCAGUGGAAACAGUGGGGGGCAGAUCCACCUGUCAAUCAGGGCCACUUCUCGAGCUAUAAAUGACCCUGGCAACAUCCAAGAACAUGGCAAUAUUCUUUAUCAUACCAGGCGCUCCGGGGACCUGGGUCGCUAUGUGUUAAGGGGAGUUGAUGGGAAGACAGAGACGCUGUGUGACAGGGCGAAGUGCUUCAUAGCUGUGCCAGGACGCGUGCACUUUGGCGGCAAAUUAAAGGGGAAAGAGGUCACUGAGAAUUCCAGCGGUGCGUCCAGCGCCGUCAGCGAGCUGGACGACGCUGACAAGGAGGUGCGCAACCUGACAGCCAGAACCUUCAAGAGCCUGGCUUACCCUUACUUUGAUGCCAUCAAUUUCAGCACCUCCAGUGAGUCCUCUGCAUCAGAGCAUGGCAUAGGGAUAAACAGGUGGUCCACGUUUGUCGACCUGAAAUAUGGCAACAUGAACAUGUCACAGGGGCUGGACCAAAGUGUGGUUUCCCACCAAAACUCGACGGCCUCCUUCGAAAUAGCGAAGAACAUAGACAAUAGAGGUUAUAAGGACAUUGCACUGGCAAGCAUCAAACCGCCACCCGGCAAGAUCUUCACUCUGAGUGGAACCCCCCAUGGUGCGUCGUCUUCCACCAAGCAAAUAGAGCUGAUGGGGAAAUUCAGCCAGGGUCACAGUGGGCUGAUACGACUCACGGAGACUCUGAAUUUUCGAUGCAAUGUCAAAUCGGGAAUGUCUGGUGGAGAAAGGCGCACGAACUUUGCAGAAAACGCCGCAGGAUCACGUUCCACGGAUGAAGUUACCAACAGUUUGCAAGGCAGCCAGAGGAGAGUGGCCAGCAAGCCGCCCUCUAAAACCAUGGAGGACACGCACAAGAAAGCCACAUUUGCCUCGAGCCUGAUCAAAAAUGUGAUUUCUAAGAAGAUGCAGUUCGAGCAGGAGCGCAAGAUGGAACGAGGGGAGAUCAGCGAGCCGCACCAGGCGCCUUCUCCGUGCUGUGUGCAGCAGGAGGGCGACAGUCACAAGGGGAAGGGGAGCAGGGAGCUGCAGCGACAGAGCUCCAGGUUCUCAGAGAGCAGCUCCGACUACGCCAUAAUGUGCGUGGAUGAAUUAGGGGACCUUGUGGACAGCGGCUCGUGCGAGACCAGGAGCGACUCCCGGAGACACGACGCGGCCGCUCCGGCACCAGAAACUAAUUUGGAGCCGGCGGACGAGGUUGGAAUCGAUACUAAAAAAGGCGCAUUGGAAGCGUCCAGGAGCACGCUCCUCCGCAGCCAGAAUAGCGCGUUCAGAUGCUGGAGGGACGAGGAGCUAGAGUUUCACAAGGAUCAUAAAAACGAUCAAACUCAGGAGGAGAAGCCGCCGUCGGCUCACGACAGAGAGGGCGACGGGGACCAGUGCGCGGCGGGCAGCGGCAAACCCACGAAAAUGUCACAUUUGUUUGUGCCAAGUAUCCAACUGCUGUCCGGUGACGGAGAGGUCGGACAGCAGCUGCAGAGCAGGAGUUAUUCUCCGUGUGACGAGGAGGGAGGCGUGAAACCGUGCUCCGACAACACUUUAUACGUCGCGGACUCCAGGAGGGUCGCUACCUCCAAAUCUCCGGAGAUUAAAAUCAACUUGAGGAGCGUCCGGGACAACAAAGCGGAGCCUUUCGGCGUCUCCAAGCUGCGCGCUCCUAAUAUAGGCUGUAACGCGGCCAGCCUCGCCAGAGCAGAUGACUUCAAAUGCCAGGCGCUGGCUGCAGCUCUGAAGGGUGAGUGUUCAGAUAAAGUGCCGCAUUUCAUGGUCAGAGACAUCAGAGACAAUAUAGGGAAGCUACAGACGCCAAUUCACCAAGUGAGGGACGUGCGUAAACUGGUUAAAAGCUCCUAUCACUUUGUUUCUUUGGACAACAAUGACAAUAAAUCAAACAUCGCAUCGGCUGACAACCACCCAGAGCAAAAGAAGCCAACGCCCAAUCGAAAUCCCAAUUCUGUGUCCCCCAUAGUGAUAAAAUGUCAGUCCGUGAAUACAAACAAUAACGGAAAACAGUGUGGUGAUAUUGACUUGUCUAACCGGGAACCCUUGGACUUUGACAGAGCGUCUCCAGAGGGCGCCAAAAGUGCUCCACUGCAGUGGGCAGCAGGGAAAGCAGCCUCAAAUAAUUCCUCAGAGGGAGACAUUGGUUUGAGAAUGGAAAGCAGAAUAGCUUCAAAUAAACAGGAAAAAACAUCAGAUAUUACAGACAAGAAACCCGAAUCCAAAAUGGCAAACCAGGGGGCUCUGGCAAAACUCCAGGCUGCUGUGAAGACCAUGGAGCAGCUCUAUGUGUAUGAGAAAAAUAAUUGGAAAAGGAAGAAUGAGCUGCAGCCCCUCACAGACAGCCACGUGCUCUCGAUGUUAGCUAGCGAGGGACAUGGAGGACCUGAGGAGGACGGAGCGAGAGGGUCCAACAUGUACCAGCCAGCGAGACGAGACUCCUAUCCCAACUUAAACAAGACACCACCCGCACUAACAGCGUCCCCGAGCGGCGAGAGCCUGCUGCGGCGGGAGGACAAAGACCCUCUCAAGGGAUUUCAGACACCCGGUGGCCGUGAUGACAGGCUGUUUGCUAAGCCAGCGCAAACCACCGGCACCACAGGCAGCAAAAACAAGUUCAGCCUCAGCACUAGCCUGAAAGCUUCCACAGCCGCUAAGGUGACUCAGUCAAGCGCAGUCGCACAAACACCUUUCAGCACCAAAAACUUUGUCCCGAAGUCCCCCAAACUGCCCGUGUCAUUAAAAAUCCACCAGCAAAGGGGAAGCGGAAACGAUGGAGCUCAAUCAAAGGAGGUGGACAGAUUUUCACAGGACAAUGAGAACUAUCUAACCAUUCCGGUCAAGUCUCAUGCCAGCAGCAGCAAAAAGCCCCCUUGUGCUGAUAGAACAUCCGUGUAUUCAUCCGCCGCUCAGUCACACCCAACCACUCCUCCAGGAUACUUUGGAUGUGGUGCCAGGUGCCAUGAGGACCACAGCCAGACCCACAAACACUCCAGCAUCGUGAUGGAGACAUGCUCGCCAGAGAUACCCUCUGCUACCAUCUACCACUCCUUACCACUGGGCAUGUCCCCCAGUCAGCCACAAGUUUACUGCUUCUCCCCGGCAAUCACCCCCGCUCCCACCAUAGACCCCUUCCAGGCCACCCAGCGGAAGAUGCUCCUGGAUCCCACCACUGGAAACUACUACCUGGUGGACACUCCUGUGCAGCCGGCCACCAAGCGCCUCUUUGACCCAGAAACAGGCCAGUAUGUGGAUGUGCCCAUGCCGCAGCCUCCCAUGACUCCGCUGCCCAUGCCAAUGUCACCAUUGGCACUCAGUCCCGGAGCAUAUGGACACACCUACAUGAUCUACCCAGGCUUCAUGCCCACACCCUCAAUGAUCCCGACCCGGACGCUGGUGCAGUCCCAGAUGUCGAUGCAGCCAGGGAUGGAGAGUGGCGAGAAAGCCAUGUCCCAGCAGACUGAGGGGAUGUACAUGGAGAGCCCCUACUACAUGGCAACUGGGAAGUCUCCCCAGGCGGCCACUGGAUCUCAACAGCAGGCCUAUACCAGCAGGCCGCUACAGGGCUACUCCGGCAUCAAGCAGCCGGUCAUCAGCAUUACAUCCCAACAGGGGCCCCGGAUCAUUGCCCCGCCCUCAUUUGAUGGGACCACCAUGAGCUUCGUGGUGGAGCACAGAUAAACAGCAGCUCACCUGGACAGGUCUCAUGGAGAACCUGAUGCCAUGAAGCAUCCCUGAAUGAUUCUGGGACUUAAAGUGUUUCAGGGUCUUGUGCGGAGUCGGGGUCACUGGACCACUCCGCUGCUUUGAAACUAUUAUAUGAACCUUGUGGACAGACAGUAAAUGUAAUCAGGGUAAAGCAUGGAGACGAGAGCUGCGGAUGUUGGAGACUCUGGGAAAGAAGUGGGGAGCACACGUGAAGUGAAGGGGUUGAGAAAGAGAAAUGUCAACUUUUACGAUGUCUUGUCCAAAAUGACAAUAAUGACUGCUGAACAUGAUUUGAUAGUUUUUUUUCCCCACUUAGAUGUGUUUUGCAAAUGUACAGUGUCAUUCAAAAGUGUGUCACAAAUGCAGAAUGCAAUAUUACAUUAGAUGCUGUUUGUAAAUGUGUUUGUGCGUCUUUGAAAUUGAAUAAACAUGAGACCCUUUUUGCAAA